CUCCGAGUCUUUACCUGGAACGACAUUUGCAUGUCAGACGUCAAACUGGUUUCUGUGAUCCUUUUCUUUUGUCAAAAUAGGCGGAAGGUAGUGCUUCAAGAUGUUGAUGCCUAAACAGAAUCGCGUUGCUAUUUAUGAAUACCUCUUUAAAGAGGGUGUUAUGGUAGCCAAGAAGGAUUACCAUGCUCCCAAACACCCCGAUCUGGAGAAGAUUCCUAACCUCCAAGUUAUCAAGGCUAUGCAGUCAUUAAAAUCCAGAGGAUAUGUCAAGGAACAGUUUGCCUGGAGGCAUUUCUAUUGGUACCUUACCAAUGAAGGUAUUGAGUACUUGAGGAUCUUCUUGCACCUGCCUCCUGAAAUCGUACCCGCAACCCUUAAGCGUUCCGUACGCGCUGAGACCGUCCGCCGCGGCGCUGUUGGCCGCCCAGACGCUCCUGCACGCUCCGCUGAGGACCGAUCAGCAUACCGCCGUGCUCCAACCACACCAGCUGCACAUGACAAGAAGGCUGAUGUCGGCCCUGGAUCUGCUGAUCUUGAAUUCAGAGGAGGUUUCGGACGAGGCAGGCCUGCACCUUAAGUUUAAGUAAAUAAAAAUCUAAUGUAAAG
Messenger RNA from Spodoptera litura, 606 nucleotides. It is a transcript of the gene RpS10b, whose product is annotated as Ribosomal protein S10b. The record is from RefSeq and is a predicted model, not a curated record. Gene Ontology annotation, cellular component: cytosolic small ribosomal subunit. Gene Ontology annotation, molecular function: RNA binding; structural constituent of ribosome. Lineage: Eukaryota; Metazoa; Arthropoda; Insecta; Lepidoptera; Noctuidae.